UCGCGGUCGCGGAGCGGCCUCUCACGCCGAUGGGCUCCGUGGCUUAGCCCCUCGUGCGCGCGCCUCGCCACUCGUGACUGCGCCGAGGCCCCAGGGGUCGCCGCCGAGGUCUCCUUCCGCGGGAGCAUGGCGGCCAUCCCCUCCAGCGGCUCGCUCGUGGCCACCCACGACUACUACCGGCGCCGCCUGGGGUCCACUUCCAGUAACAGUUCCUGUGGAAGUGCUGAGUUCCCUGGGGAGGCCAUCCCCCACUCCCCCGGGCUUCCCAAGGCCGACCCCGGCCAUUGGUGGGCCAGCUUCUUCUUCGGGAAAGCUGCCACUCCAUUCAUGGCCCCGGUAUUGGAGUCUCCAGAGCACCUGGGAUCCCCCCAGGCCUGUGACCUGGCAAAGGACGCCAUGGAGAAGCCCCCUGGCAGCCCAGCCUCCCCAGCACCAGGCCCUUGAUCAGCCAUCACCACCACCUGCAGGGCCCCUCCUGCCCACCCCAUAGAGGAGGCAGGCUAUAGUCGGAGAAGUGCCAGGUUCUUUUUAUAGAAAAAACAAAAGACCAAAAAGCUGAGAGAAUCCCCUCUGUACUAUCCGAUCACACUCGCUUUCCCAACCCCUGCAGCCCUCACCUAGCACCGUGUGGAAGUAAACACAAAACCACUA
This is a messenger RNA of Echinops telfairi (small Madagascar hedgehog), 651 nucleotides long. RefSeq names its product pancreatic progenitor cell differentiation and proliferation factor (gene PPDPF). The coding region runs from base 127 to 444 and encodes 105 amino acids. NCBI's taxonomy places the organism in Eukaryota, Metazoa, Chordata, Mammalia, Afrosoricida, Tenrecidae. The transcript is spliced from 4 exons. Gene Ontology annotation, biological process: cell differentiation; multicellular organism development. The record is from RefSeq and is a predicted model, not a curated record.